AUGUCAUAUUUGGAUAAUGCCACAUCAUCAAGCUACGCUGAAACAGAACCCAUAGAGAUCCCAAUCGCUAGGGAUGGAACUGGUCCAUUUUCUUCCUCUUUGCAGGAGUCUCAUAACAAUUCAGAUACGAUUACCACGUCUACUAGGCUGAUAGACUCCUCGAAUUCUAGCAUCGAUCAUUAUGGAUCUACGGGGCUAACGCCGCAAGAGAUAAGCCAUAAUGCACCACACGCGUAUUUCGACAGUGGAGACAGUAGUUACAUAAAACAUACAAGUGGUAAUUCUGGCUUUCUCGACUCUUCAAGUGGUAUAAGUAGUUCUGUUGAAUCCGGACCUAACCUUCGACGUAGGAGCAUGUCUACUUCUUUCCAAAACACAUCGGACCACAAAAAUAGCUUACAUGUGCAAACACAGGCGGCGGUACCGGUCCAGGUACCUGUUCCUGUGAAGAGCGUAUCAGAACUGCGUUCGAAUGGCGUUACGAGAUCCCAUUCUGUUCCUCCACAGUACGUCGAUGGCAGGAGCGAAAAUGAAAGCAAGAAUAAAAGCAGUAGCACCAAGACCCACUCAACGCCAGAUACCGCGAAAAGUGCAAAUGAGGGGUCAGGUGCAGGGUCUCAUCAUAUGGACAUUGCAACAUUCCCAACGGACGAACUUUUAGAUAUGUUGACGAAACUUCUAACAAAGAUUAUAAACUCAAACGACGCUCUGGGCUCUGUUUCUAGCAUGGACAAUCCAAACCUGCAGGGGAAAAAUAUACCACUAUUGAGAGAGAUUCUAAGCUUUAGGGGCAAACAAGUCCCAGGAAUCACAUUGAAGCAGUAUUUCCAAAGGAUACAGAAGUACUGUCCAACUACAAACGACGUAUUGCUUUCCCUCUUGGUUCACUUCGAUAGGAUUGCGAAAAAAUGCAAUAGUAUCGCACAAGAAUACAUGACUCCGUCACCUGCCUUGAAAACAGCAGGAGACGGUGAGGCGCCCGCGCCCGCGCCACCGCAGCAAUUGUUCGUCAUGGACUCUCAUAAUAUUCACAGACUAAUCAUUGCUGCAAUAACGGUCAGCACCAAAUUCAUUAGUGAUUUUUUUUACAGCAAUUCGCGGUAUGCGAGGGUAGGCGGUAUUUCGCUUCAAGAAUUGAACCAUUUGGAACUCCAAUUCUUGAUACUCUGCGAUUUCAGGUUGAUAAUUAGCGUCGAGGAACUACAGAGAUACGCAGACUUAUUAUACAAGUUUUGGGAUAAAGAAACAAGCGCUGGACAGGCGUUGGAGUCGAAUAAGACCCAACCAAUAGCGUUAUGA
Kluyveromyces marxianus DMKU3-1042 is the source of this 1299-nucleotide messenger RNA. RefSeq names its product PHO85 cyclin family protein (gene PCL6). NCBI's taxonomy places the organism in Eukaryota, Fungi, Ascomycota, Saccharomycetes, Saccharomycetales, Saccharomycetaceae. The coding region runs from base 1 to 1299 and encodes 432 amino acids. The transcript has a single exon. Gene Ontology annotation, biological process: regulation of cyclin-dependent protein serine/threonine kinase activity. The record is from RefSeq and is a predicted model, not a curated record. Gene Ontology annotation, molecular function: cyclin-dependent protein serine/threonine kinase regulator activity; protein kinase binding. Gene Ontology annotation, cellular component: nucleus; cyclin-dependent protein kinase holoenzyme complex.